AUGCAUCGCCGGCACACCACACUGAGAGAGAAGGGGCGUCGCCAAGCAGUGCGGGGCCCAGCCUACAUGUUCAAUGAGCGUGGCUCGGCCCUUACUGCGGAGGAGGAGCGUUUCCUGGAUGCUGCUGAAUACGGGAAUAUUCCCGUGGUGCGCAAAAUGCUGGAAGAGUCCAAAACUCUCAAUUUCAAUUGUGUGGACUACAUGGGCCAGAAUGCUUUGCAGCUUGCAGUUGGCAAUGAGCACCUAGAAGUGACCGAGCUGCUUCUAAAGAAGGAUGGUUUGGCUCGGAUUGGAGAUGGUCUGCUUUUGGCUAUCUCUAAGGGUUAUGUUAGAAUUGUUGAAGCCAUUCUUGCCCACCCUGCUUUUGGCGGAGGUCUCCGACUGGCUUUGAGCCCACUGGAGCAGGAGAUGCGUGAUGAUGACUUUUACGCUUAUGAUGAGGAUGGGACACGUUUUUCUCACGACAUCACGCCAGUCAUUUUAGCCGCUCACUGCCAGGAAUACGAGAUUGUCCACAUCCUUUUGACAAAGGGGGCCCGCAUAGAAAGGCCACAUGAUUACUUCUGUAAGUGCUCUGAGUGUGUGGAGAAACAGAAAAAAGACUCGUUCAGUCACUCUCGCUCCAGGAUGAAUGCCUACAAAGGCCUGGCCAGUGCAGCGUACCUGUCGCUGAGCAGUGAGGACCCCGUACUAACUGCCCUUGAGCUCAGCAAUGAACUAGCAAGAUUGGCCAACAUUGAAACAGAGUUCAAGAAUGAUUACCGCAAGCUGUCCAUGCAGUGUAAGGACUUUGUGGUGGGUGUGUUGGACCUUUGUCGAGACACAGAGGAAGUGGAGGCCAUACUUAAUGGAGACGUGGACCAGUGUCCUCCAAGCCCCUACAACCGACCGUGCCUCAGUCGAGUCAAACUCGCAAUCAAGUAUGAAGUCAAGAAGUUCGUUGCUCAUCCUAACUGUCAGCAGCAGCUGCUGACUAUCUGGUACGAGAACCUGCCCGGUCUGAGGCAGCAGUCUGUCUGGGUGAAGUGCUGGACUGUGCUGGGGGUCACUGUAGGUCUGCCCUUCCUGGCCAUCUCUUACUGGAUACUGCCAUGUAGCAAGCUGGGUCAGAUCCUGCGGAGCCCCUUCAUGAAGUUCGUAGCCCACGCCGUCUCCUUCACCAUCUUCCUGGGACUGCUGGUUGUCAAUGCCUCCGACCGCUUUGAGGGAGUCAAAAACCUGCCCAAUGAGACAAUAACAGACCACCCUCGACAGGUGUUCAGAGUCAAGACCACCCAAUUCUCCUGGACAGAGAUGCUGAUCAUGAAGUGGGUGCUGGGUAUGAUUUGGUCAGAAUGUAAGGAAAUCUGGAGCGACGGGCCCCGAGAGUACGUCAUGCAUCUGUGGAAUGUUCUGGACUUCGGCAUGUUGUCCAUCUUCGUGGCGUCCUUCACGGCACGCUUCAUGGCAUUCCUCAAGGCGUCCAAAGCGCAGCAGUAUGUGGACAUGCAUGUCCCUGACGAAGACCUCAGCAACGCCUCGCUGCCUGAGGAAGUUGCCUAUUUCACAUAUGCCAGGAACAAGUGGCGCCCCUCAGACCCUCAGAUCAUCUCAGAGGGGCUGUACGCCAUUGCUGUGGUGCUUAGUUUUUCCCGCAUUGCCUACAUCCUGCCAGCCAAUGAGAGCUUUGGCCCCCUGCAGAUCUCUCUGGGGCGUACGGUCAAAGAUAUCUUCAAGUUCAUGGUCAUCUUCAUCAUGGUGUUUGUGGCCUUCAUGAUCGGCAUGUUCAACUUGUACUCAUACUACCUGGGAGCCAAGUACAAUCCUGCCUUCACCACGGUGGAGGAGAGUUUUAAGACGCUUUUCUGGUCCAUCUUCGGGCUGUCUGAAGUGAUCUCAGUGGUACUUAAGUACGACCACAAGUUUAUAGAGAACAUUGGCUACGUUCUGUAUGGGGUCUAUAACGUCACGAUGGUGGUCGUCCUCCUCAACAUGCUCAUCGCGAUGAUCAACAGCUCAUACCAGGAGAUAGAGGAGGACGCUGAUGUCGAGUGGAAGUUCGCCAGAGCAAAGUUGUGGCUCUCUUAUUUUGAUGAGGGACGCACCCUGCCUGCACCCUUUAACCUGGUCCCUAGUCCCAAGUCCUUCUACUACCUGGUCCUCCGCAUCAAAUCGUGCCUGAUCCACCUCUGCAAGGCCAACAGCCGUCGUCAUAACAACGAGCUGGAGCUGGGCAUGCUCAAUGCACAGGCCAAGGUCAGAAUCAUUACAUUCUCCAACAGAUUCAGGGGCUCCUUCAGUUUUCAUUCUCAAAUCCAUCACCCGACUAGAUACCAGAAGAUCAUGAAGCGUCUGAUUAAGCGCUAUGUGCUGAAGGCUCAAGUGGACAGAGAGAGCGACGAAGUCAAUGAAGGCGAGCUGAAGGAAAUCAAGCAGGACAUUUCUAGCCUCCGCUACGAGCUGUUGGAAGAGAAGUCACAGGCGGCCGGAGAGUUGGCUCUGCUUAUCCAACAACUUGGUGACAAGUUUGGCAAGAACACCAUGAGGCACUGACGGGACUCGCAAGAAGGAGAGAGGGAGAGGAAGGGGGAGAAGGGUGUGAAGAGGAAAAAAAAGGGUGACAUCAAAGGCAGGAAAGAAGGGUCAGAGUGGUUUUUAUAAGGGGAGAGAUCAAGCAAGAUUUUAGAUUUAUUUUUGGCCUUUGCCUUAACUUUAAUAGAGGAUGGAGAGUGGAAAUGGGAGAGAUUUGAACCCGGGCCACCCACUUGGAGGACUGUAGCACCUGCAUAUGGGGAGCGUCCUUACCUUUAGGAAUCUCAAUGGAACAAGAUUUUUAAGAAGAAAAAAGGCAAUUGUUUUCUAUAUGCAAUGACUAGUUUGUGAGAAGAUGUAACUGAAAUUGAUCAUGAGGUCAACAGGACAGAGGGGAUGUGAGGUUUGUGUUGACGGCUAAUUUAAGAGGACUUCUCCAGGCACGACAAAGUCACAGGCAGGGUGGGAGACAAAGGAAGACGAAUGAGGAGGUAAACAAAAUCACCAUGAGAUACGAUAAAGAAGCAGUGCAGUGAUGAAGACCGCUGCAUCAGCUGCCAAGACAUAUCUGUGAAGGAGAGAGGGAAGCCUAGAGGAAGGAUGAGGCAGAGGAAGGGCUGAGGAAAAAGGAAGGAUGUGUGUAGAAAACUGCCAAUAUUUUAAAGAAAGAAAAGCUGACUUUGUUUCUCUGUGUUCACUUUGUCAGGAGAAGGAUUAUCACCUGUGGAGAUACGGCACAGCCCUUUAUACAGCAGGCUAUCUAAUUAAUGUACAUCAGUCCAUGAUGCACAAUGAUUCAGGAAAAAGUGGAAAACAAGUCAUUGAAUGCAAUCCCCACAUUUUAACAUGUUUCUAUAGUGUCCAUACCAUAUGGUGUGAUGUACAAAGAUUUGCGCGUUCAUUUAGACUGCCUCACAGAGAUCUUAUGUUAAUGAAAACUGACUUUGUGGAGUUCUGUUCAGCUCUGUUAUGCCAACAUUAUCACUUUUGACUCAUCCAGAAUGAUUUCAAAUACAGUGAACAAACACACAAACACAUUCUGCCUGAAAAGUUGUAGUUUUGGCUGACUAACAGACGGCAAAAAGAAACAGAAUACACAAAGACGAAGAAGACAAAUUCACACUUUGUUUAAAGUCAAGGUCACAUUCAUUUUUUAAGAACUUCAGUAAACAAUACAAACAGCCUUAGAUAAAUUAAGUGGAUAUGUUCCCGUUCGUUGAGCCACUGCAGCACAAUCUUUUCUCUGCACAACACUUUGUCUAGAAUAGCAACUGAAAAGCGACACGUCCUC
Cheilinus undulatus (humphead wrasse) is the source of this 3802-nucleotide messenger RNA. Its product is annotated as short transient receptor potential channel 7. Gene Ontology annotation, cellular component: cation channel complex; membrane. Gene Ontology annotation, molecular function: protein binding; inositol 1,4,5 trisphosphate binding; store-operated calcium channel activity. The record is from RefSeq and is a predicted model, not a curated record. Gene Ontology annotation, biological process: manganese ion transport; regulation of cytosolic calcium ion concentration; calcium ion transmembrane transport. Bases 1 to 2532 code for a protein of 843 amino acids. The transcript is spliced from 12 exons. NCBI's taxonomy places the organism in Eukaryota, Metazoa, Chordata, Actinopteri, Labriformes, Labridae.